AUGCGUCUGGCCAUGUCGCUGGCCCAGCUCUGUGAUCUGUCGUCCAAGCAGGCGCUCUCAUCGCGAGGCCCCAUUGCCCAGUGGGAAAGCUUGAUCAAGAACCCCAUCGAGAGGGACACGGAGGGCAGGCUGUUACGUUGGGGCUAUGUGCCCGUCGAGCACAAGAUUCAGGAGGAGCUGCAGGAGCCCAAGUCGCGGGAGAAGGAGCUGAAGCGCAUGCGCAAGAUUAAUAGGCAGAACACACUGAAGGCUUCGCUGGAAAAGCUCCAGCAUAACACAGACGACAAGGCCGAUGCGGACGACGAUGACGAAGAAGACUCUGCUAUAGCCCCGGAAAACUGCGACAUGCCCAGUCCACCCAGGAGUUGGAUAGAAAUGGCAACGAACUGGAGACCGUACACAAGCCCGCUGGCAUUUGCAGCCUGA
Molecule: messenger RNA, 426 nt
Organism: Drosophila serrata
Lineage: Eukaryota; Metazoa; Arthropoda; Insecta; Diptera; Drosophilidae
Source: RefSeq, a predicted model, not a curated record